AUGUCAACCCUCCAAACCGUGGCUGCACCUCGGGAUACCACGAGCGAACCAGCCCAAAAGCCACGGCACGUCAGAACAGUUGAACGCUGGAUAGUUGGCGGCAUUAUCAUUACCUAUGAGGAGGCCGUAGCCUGGGCCAACCGAUUGCGCGCCACUCGAGGAGAUUUCCCCCUUGAGGCAACCCGAAUAGACUAUUACCAGGUGCUCGUCGAGAUCCAGGAGAGGGUCCUAAAACUCCGCGGGCGGGGGGCCAUGUACUGGGGCUAUCGUAUAAAGGAUACGGUGAUGCGCACGCACAUGAUGAUUAUGACGCGAUAUGAAUCAGCGCGGGUGCCGGUCGUCAAUGGGGUGCCAACGCUCACGCCGGCGCAGAAACGGUUGGGUCCGGUCGAACGCAUGGCCCAGAGGACAUUGAAGGAGCAGGAACAGGUGCAGUACGUAGGGUACAAUGCUUAUCCUUCCAACACGCCGCCCUACUCCUACUACACGCUGCCCCAGGCUUGCAACAACAAGGCUACCGUUUCCAAGUGCUCUGCAUUUGCAGGUUACGAUCCAGCUUUCACGACGUGA
Gloeophyllum trabeum ATCC 11539 is the source of this 570-nucleotide messenger RNA. RefSeq lists its product as uncharacterized. NCBI's taxonomy places the organism in Eukaryota, Fungi, Basidiomycota, Agaricomycetes, Gloeophyllales, Gloeophyllaceae. The record is from RefSeq and is a predicted model, not a curated record. The transcript is spliced from 5 exons. Bases 1 to 570 code for a protein of 189 amino acids.